AUAUAUAUAUAUAUAGGUUCGAUCCAACCUCUUGUAUUCUUACCAUCUUCUCCACCAGGAUGACAACCGAUCGGCUCACUCUUACUGCUAGUGCGACCUUCGGCUAGCUCAAUUCGCGUUAGUCAAGGAUCAUCAAUUUCAUAUUAGAGACAAAAAAAAAGCCAAAAGAAUCAGUGACUUCAGCAACCUAUUGUGAAAGCAGUGUAAUUCGAUAAAAGCACGUGUGAGAGAACCGCAAGAGGGGAAAAAGAAAUAUGGCAAAUUGGCUUGUGCUCAGUGCUUUUAUUGCUGUAACGGUGGUAAUUGCUCAAGCAGUAAGAUUAUUGUUUAUGGUAAUCAAUGGCUGGAGAAAUAGAAAGAAAGCUGUUGGGGUCUUCCACCCAUACACCAAUGACGGAGGUGGUGGAGAACGAGUCUUGUGGUGCGCUGUGAAAGCCAUCCAAGAUGAAAACCCGAAUCUAGACUGUGUCAUAUAUACAGGAGAUCAUGAUGCUUCACCUGACAGCCUUAGUGGCCGUGCCCUUGAUCGAUUUGGAGUCAAACUAAUCCACCCUCCUAAGGUAGUCCAUCUGCAUAAGAGAAAGUGGGUUGAAGAAAACACUUACCCUCGUUUCACAAUGAUUGGUCAAAGCUUUGGAUCGAUUUACCUUUCUUGGGAAGCUUUGUGCAAAUAUACACCUUUAUAUUACUUUGAUACUAGCGGAUAUGCUUUUACUUAUCCAGUUGCCCGUAUAUUUGGAUGCAAAGUUUUUUCCUAUACUCAUUAUCCAACUAUCAGUUUAGACAUGCUAUCUCGUGUUCGUGGGCGCAGUUCAAUGUACAACAAUGAUUCCUUGAUUGCCAAGAGUGCGAUACUAUCCAGGUUCAAGGUUGUUUACUAUACACUGUUUGGCUGGCUGUACAGCUUUGUUGGUUCUUGUGCACACCUAGCAAUGGUUAAUUCUUCAUGGACUCAAUCUCAUAUUGAGAAGCUGUGGGGAAUACCAGCUCGAAUUAGGCGUGUGUAUCCUCCUUGUGAUACUUCUAGGCUUCAGGCGCUUCCGCUAGAAAAGUCAAUGAAACCUCCGAAGAUAGUAUCUGUGGCUCAGUUCCGUCCAGAGAAGGCACACCCACUCCAACUUGAGGCGUUUGCAGUUGCCAUCAAGAAGUUAGACCAUGAUCUGCCAAGGCCAAUUAUCCAAUUAGUGGGUAGUUGUAGGAAUGAAGCAGAUGAGAAAAGGUUGCAAAAUCUGAAGGACCUAGCUAUUAAACUGAAUGUGGACGAUCAUGUUGAGUUCCACAAGAAUGUCAUGUACAGUGACUUGGUCAGACUGUUGGGUGGUGCUGUAGCUGGAAUCCAUUCCAUGACAGAUGAGCACUUCGGCAUAAGUGUAGUUGAAUACAUGGCUGCUGGCGCGAUACCAAUUGCACAUAAUUCAGCUGGACCAAGGAUGGAUAUUGUGUUACCAGAAAAUGGGAAGCAGACUGGAUUCCUUGCCCAGGGCGUGGAGGAAUACGCUGAAGCCAUUAUUGAAGUCAUUAAGAUGCCAGAGAAUAAGAGGCUGGAGAUAGCUGCUGCUGCCAGGAAGCGAGCCUCCAUGUUCUCAGAGCAAAGGUUUUAUGAAGAUUUUAAGGCUGCUGUACGACCAAUCUUUUGUGAUGGUACCAAAUGAUUACAAAAUCUUUGUUUCCAUAAAUACAAGAGAUGAGCUUUGUUGCAACAUACUUAGACUUUGUCUUAUCUUGUCUUUUUCUGGUUUUCCUUGUUCUUUAUAAAUUUUACUCUAGAUUGUGUGUGUACUUUGUCGGUGACUUCAGUCUUGAAGUUACUAAUUAAAGGAAAAAUAUUUUGCCUCUGAUUUGGCAAUUAGAAUAAAAGAGAUGGUCCUCCUUUCUUUAGGUUCAGUUAAA
Nicotiana attenuata is the source of this 1890-nucleotide messenger RNA. Its product is annotated as GDP-Man:Man(3)GlcNAc(2)-PP-Dol alpha-1,2-mannosyltransferase-like. The coding region runs from base 255 to 1652 and encodes 465 amino acids. The record is from RefSeq and is a predicted model, not a curated record. Gene Ontology annotation, biological process: protein N-linked glycosylation. Gene Ontology annotation, molecular function: GDP-Man:Man(3)GlcNAc(2)-PP-Dol alpha-1,2-mannosyltransferase activity. Gene Ontology annotation, cellular component: endoplasmic reticulum membrane. The transcript is spliced from 8 exons. NCBI's taxonomy places the organism in Eukaryota, Viridiplantae, Streptophyta, Magnoliopsida, Solanales, Solanaceae.